AUGGGGAAACUGAUCACAGCAAAAGUUCGAUUCAGACUGGACGGUGUUGGUGGAAUUUUCCUGAGUGUCGCUUUUGAGAAUAAACAGAAUGGGAAAAAGAAAUUUUUAGAAUUGCGCAAGCUCGGAAAAGAUUUCCAGAUCAUCUGGAAAAAUGAAUGCAACACGAAGUCAGUCGAUGAUGAUUUUACUGAAUAA
This is a messenger RNA of Clunio marinus, 195 nucleotides long. The record is from the annotation of a GenBank genome assembly. Lineage: Eukaryota; Metazoa; Arthropoda; Insecta; Diptera; Chironomidae.